AUGGCCUCGACCAUGCUCAGACAUGUUCUUUUCUUCACUAUAGGUGUCUUCGCCACUUCUUGGAUUGCCCAAGCAAGCGAUCCAGAUAUCUUGUCAGACUUCAUAGUCCCGGCAAAUUCUAAUGCCAUUGAUGGCAGUUUCUUUACCUUCACUGGAAUGCGUGGGGUAUUUGACUCCGCAGUCCCACCAAACUUUAAGGUAACAAAAGCUGGUCUAGCUGAGUUUCCGGCUCUAAAUGGUCAAAGUGUCUCUUUCGCUGUUCUCCAGUAUCCCGCAGGGGGUGUGAACCCACCUCACACCCAUCCCCGUUCUGCAGAGCAUCUGUUUGUUGUGGAAGGUACUCUCGUGGUUGGUUUCAUUGAUACCGCCAACAAACUCUAUACUCAGACGCUCCAACUUGGGGACAUGUUUGUGUUCCCCAAGGGACUAGUGCACUUCCAAUACAACGCUGAUGCUAAAGAACCGGCCACCGCCCUCUCUGCCUUUGGCAGUGCUAAUGCUGGAACCGUCUCGGUUCCUCCCUCUGUAUUUGCUACUGGCAUUGAUGAUGGAAUCCUUGCCAAGUCUUUCAAAACCGAUGUUGCCACCAUUCAGAAGAUCAAGGCAGGACUUGGGGGUAGGGCUUAG
Vitis vinifera (wine grape) is the source of this 627-nucleotide messenger RNA. Its product is annotated as germin-like protein 9-3. Gene Ontology annotation, cellular component: cell wall. The record is from RefSeq and is a predicted model, not a curated record. Gene Ontology annotation, molecular function: manganese ion binding. Lineage: Eukaryota; Viridiplantae; Streptophyta; Magnoliopsida; Vitales; Vitaceae. Bases 1 to 627 code for a protein of 208 amino acids. The transcript has a single exon.